Neolamprologus brichardi is the source of this 1995-nucleotide messenger RNA. It is a transcript of the gene inhbab, whose product is annotated as inhibin subunit beta Ab. The record is from RefSeq and is a predicted model, not a curated record. Gene Ontology annotation, molecular function: cytokine activity; hormone activity; growth factor activity. NCBI's taxonomy places the organism in Eukaryota, Metazoa, Chordata, Actinopteri, Cichliformes, Cichlidae. Gene Ontology annotation, cellular component: extracellular region.
CACUGUUCGUUCAGUUCAGGACCACCGGGCCAGCACCAGGAGGACUAGCAACACCAGAACAAGCCUCACAGCGCAUCAGACAGAGUUUCUAGUUUCCGCCCUGAAGUCUUUUCAGAGGAUUUCAUCUGAAGAAUCUCAAACCUGUUUCAAAUAAAAACUCUACUGUCUUUUACUCUGCAUCAGACCGCCAACCAUUAUGUGUUCUCUUUCUGCCGUGGUCUUUUCCAUCUCAGCAUGGCUUCUCAUCGAUGCCUCUCCGACCAUCUCUCCGGCACCACGGCUGCAGGACUCGGCGGUGUCCUCUGACUGUCCUUCGUGCUUUUUGCCUCAGCUGAGGAGGAACUCGUCUUCGUCCGGAGCUCAGAGUGAUAUGGUGGAGGCAGUGAAGCGUCACAUUCUCAACAUGCUGCACCUGAGCGCCCGGCCCAACCUGACACAGCCAGUUCCUCGUGCCGCUCUGCUCAACGCCAUCAAGAAACUUCACGUGGCCCAUGUGGCUGAAGACGGCAGUGUGGAGAUCCAGGAGGAGGGCCAGGGCACGGGCAAUUCAGCACCACCCGAACCGCCAUCUGAAAUAAUCACCUUUGGAGAGCCAGGUGUCGGGCCAAACACGGUGACCUUUGACAUUUCAAGCGAGGGCAGUGGCUCGUCUGUGGUGGAGCAGGCAAACGUUUGGAUCUUCCUGAAAAUGUCAAAGAUGAACCGCCUGAGAAGCAAAGUGAUGCUGCGGCUUUAUCGCGACGAUGAUGACGAGCACUGUGUUUCAGAGAAGAUGGCGGACACCCGUCGUAGUGGCUGGCACACCCUCGCCAUUCCUCGCACUGUUCAGAAUCUACUGGACGGCGGCAGCAGUCCUCUUAGGUUACGGGUUUCCUGUCCGCUGUGUCUCGAAGCAGGUGCCGCUCCCGUCCUGACGCCUGCAAACGGUGAACCGGCCACGGGACGAGAUCAGUCACACCGGCCGUUCCUCAUGGUGGUGCUUCAAGCUCAAGAGGAGGUGGCUAAGCGCCGAGCUAAACGAGCUCUGGAGUGCGAUGGGAAAAUCCGCAUCUGCUGCAAACGAGAGUUUUACGUGAACUUUAAAGACAUCGGCUGGAGCGACUGGAUCAUCGCUCCGGCUGGUUACCACGCCAACUACUGCGAAGGCGACUGUCCAAACCACAUGGCAAGCAUUGGAAGCUCACCGCUGUCUUUCCAUUCAACGGUCAUCAACCAUUAUCGCAUGAGAGGCUACAGCCCAUUUCAAAACAUCAAGUCGUGCUGCGUGCCAACGAGGCUGCGAGCAAUGUCAAUGCUCUACUACAACGAAGAGCAGAAGAUUAUCAAGAAGGACAUCCAGAAUAUGAUCGUGGAGGAGUGCGGCUGCUCGUGAACAGCUGGCUUUGGCUCUGCUGGUUCUACCAGACGUGGAAAAGAUCUGGAAACUGUCAGAGAACCUCUGAGAAAUAUUCUAUGAAACCUGCAACCUGCAGGAAGAAACAUCUGAUAUGCUCUUUCCCAGGAAAGACAGUCUCCUGUGUUCAGUGAAUUUUUGUGUUUCAUACUGGGAGAGACUUUUCCACAUUGGAAUGUGCUGAGGAUACUAUGCAACGUGGAUGUCUCUGUGUGCUUCAUCAGUGUUGGUUUUCUGCUGCUCAGAGAACAUUUCCACAUUAUUAGCAUGUUCCACUGAAGCUGAAAGUAGUUAAUGUGGUUGCUGAAGCCAAACGUUAUUUUCGUUAUUGUUAUGAAACACACUGAAUGUAGAUAUUUGCACAGUAAUAGGUAUUUCUAGAUGCAUUGCCUCAGUUUGGAUUCAGAUGAAAGCCAAAGACAAACGCUUGGUUCAUUUUCCUGAGAGACAAACGGCUGAAAUCCACCUGUGUCAGAUUAAACCUUUAAUCUGCUGAAACAAAAACAAACUGAAGACAUUUCUCUUCACAUCAAUCUUUAAUUGUAAUAUAUGUUGUUUCUGUAAUUUAUUUCCAUUGAUUGUUUUCUCAUUAAACAGACUAC